AUGGCAGCAGAAGUGCAACUAUGGAUAGCCGAGUGCGAAAAAUGCAACAGACGAAAAACACCCGUCCCAUCUCAAAAGGCACCCAUGCAGAGCAUAGAAAUUGGACAACCGAUGGAACUGUGGGCUAUGGACGUAUUAGGUCCACUUCCCAUGACUGCACGGGGGAACCAGUACAUCUUGGUUAUGUCCGAUCACUUCACCAAGUGGGUAGAGGCGGUGCCAAUGCCCAAUCAACGUGCCGAGACGGUAGCUAAGGCCUUCGUUAACGAAGUAGUGACUCGACAUGGAGUCCCAAGUAAACUUCUAACCGAUCAAGAAAGGAACUUCGAGGCCGAUCUCAUGAAGCAAGUGUUCAGUCUCCUCGGUGUGCGAAAACUAAUAACUUCGCCGUACUAUCCCCAAACGGACGGACAGGUGGAGAGAAUGAAUCGCACGUUGAAGGGAAUUCUGACAGCUUAUGUAAAUAAGGACCAUAAUGAUUGAGACGAUCACUUACCACUGGCCUUGUUUGCAUAUCGUAACAGUGUGCAUUCCUCGUCUGGAGUUUCACCUUUCAAGGCAAUUUAUGGUCGCGAAGCCACUACACCGCUGGUACUUAUGAACACCGAAACUGAAGUUAAGGAACAGUUUAUUUCAAAUUACUGUGAUGAACUGGAGAAGACAUUGAAGGACGUACAUCGCAGCAUCAAAACGAACAUCGACGUGGCACAAAGUAAGCAGAAGAAAGGGUACGACGAACAUAAUAACGUUGACCGAAGUACAUCGCUAAAGGAAGGGGAUCGGGUGUGGCUCAAUAACAAAGCUGUACCAAAGGGUUUGAGCCGAAAAUUCCAUUCACCGUGGACCGGGCCUUACGUAGUAAUCAAGAGAUUGGGCAAAGUAAACUACCAUAUCAAGCCGGGGUCUGGGAACGGUAAGACGAAAAAGUGGUACAUCGCAAUCGACUUAAGCUAG
Molecule: messenger RNA, 954 nt
Organism: Paramuricea clavata
Lineage: Eukaryota; Metazoa; Cnidaria; Anthozoa; Malacalcyonacea; Plexauridae
Source: the annotation of a GenBank genome assembly